Messenger RNA from Gadus chalcogrammus (walleye pollock), 2537 nucleotides. RefSeq names its product tensin-4-like. The record is from RefSeq and is a predicted model, not a curated record. Gene Ontology annotation, molecular function: protein binding. Lineage: Eukaryota; Metazoa; Chordata; Actinopteri; Gadiformes; Gadidae. The transcript has 12 exons. Bases 1 to 1752 code for a protein of 583 amino acids.
AUGCUUGCAGUAGCCAACAUGUCCCAAGUGAUACCCAACCAUGUCCUGCGAGUGGGUCAGACCGUCCGACUGAACGCGUCUCCGAGGUCAACGAGUUCGAGUCCGAGUCACCCAAACUCCACCAGUCCGUUCAGCGACCCCGAGCUCGAAGCAUCCCUGGACAACCUGAACCAGCUCAUCCUCGAAUUGGAUCCGACGUUCGAGCCCCUCCCGAUGACGAGUCCCGUCAACGUAAGCUCCAACACAGAAGACUCCUCUCCAGAGGAGGACCUGUACCGCUGCGUCUUGGUCCCCCGGAGCUGCUCCCCUAACACCUCCCGCAGCAUUCCCAUCCCCACGCCCACCUCCUCCGCCUCGCCCCGCUGCAGCCCCCACGGCUCCCUCAUCUUCUCGUCCUCCCCCUCCUCCUCGUCGAGGCCCACGUUGCUGUGCGGCGGCGGCGGCGGCGUGCGGCGGCGGCCCUCGACGCACGGCGACGCCUUCGCCAACGCGAUGUCCCCACGCAGGACGCACUCCAACAGGAACAGCGGCAACUCCAUGCUGUCCAUGUCGCCCGGCUCCGACACCAGCUACAUGCUGGGCAGCUGUCUGUCCCUGGCCAGCGAGGACGCGGACAGCCCCGAUGGCCUCGGCCCGCGGACGAUAUCAGGCUCCUUCAGCAACGUGUCCGGGACGUCCUGUGACACAAGGACCUCGCCGACCAAGCCCUCACUGCUGGACCACUGCCAGGGGCUCCAGGGCUACGGCAGCCACAGCAGCCCCGCGUCACUGGCCGGCUCCCUCAUGGACAUCCCCGUGGUGCUGGUCAACGGAGUGCCGACAGAGCCGGACCCCAGCCGUCCGGUCGCGCCGCAGUCAACGCCCCCGAAGCCGUCACUCCCUCACGGUUUCCAGGCCCAUUUCCAUGGAAGUCAGCCCUCGAUGAAAUUUGUCAUGGACACAUCAAAGUUCUGGUUCCGACCACACAUAAACCGAGCAGAAGCGGAGGCCAUGCUGAAGGACAGGCUACCUGGGGUGUUUGUGGUGAGGGACAGCACGUCCUUCCGGGGCAGCUUCGGCCUGGUGAUGAAGGUGGACCCCUACAACGUCUCCCCCACUGGAUGUCCUGCAGGAGAGAGCAGCUCGGGUGCGAUGAGACACUUUCUCAUCGAGACGUCGGCCAAGGGCGUGCGGAUCAGAGGCUCCCCACACGAGCCCUUCUUCGGUAGUCUAUCUGCCCUGGUCUACCAACACACAAUGACGGCGUGCGCUUUACCCUGCAAGCUACUGCUACAGACCCACGAUCUGGCAGAAGAAGAAGAUGAGUCACAUGACGGCACCGAAUCCGACGUCAAGAACAAAACUGCGAGCAACUUCCUCUUCCUCAACACCGUCCCCACGGAGAUGCUGACCGGCCCCUGUGCCGUGAAGAAGGCCGUCGCCGCCACCCUAGAGAAGCACUCCAAGGCCAGCAUCACCCCCACCAUCGUCAACUUCAGGGUGUCCCAGAAGGGGGUCACCCUGACCGACGUCAAGAGAAAACUGUUCUUCCGGCGCCACUACCCGGCUCACCUGCUGAGCUACAGCGGACCGGAUCCAGACAACCGAUUGUGGCUGCAAGACGGCAAAUCAGGAGCACGGAUGUUUGGCUUCGUGGCCAAAGGCGUGGAGGCUGGCAUGGAGAACGUGUGCCACGUCUUUGCAGAGCAUGACCCCCUUCAGACCUGCGGUGAGGCCAUCGACGUCAUGCAGGGGUCCAUCAGCAAGCUCUAAGCCUCAGAUCCCCAUGCUGGAGGACGAGCCACCAUAGCCACAAUCGGGCCCCUUACCGCUUAAAGUAGAUAUUUAUAGGGGUCUUUUGUGCCUUAGUGGACCGGACAGUGGGUGGAAGAGGAAAUGUGGCAUAUAAUUGCACAUGUAGUGGUAAAUGGUAAAUGGACUGCACCUAUAUCGCGCUUUUCAAACCAGCGGCCGCUCAAAGCGCUUUACAAUGCUGCCUGACGGCGGAGUCCACCAUACAUAGCGACAGCCAGCUUGUCUGCAGCUGUUAGGGUGAGAUGCUUUGCUCAGGGACACCUCGACACUCGGCUAGGAGGAGCCGGGGAUCGAGCCAGCAACCGUCCGGCUGCCAGCCAACCCGCUCUACCUCCUGAGCCUCAUGCCGUCCGCUGACAUUAUGGACAUGGUUAGCAUAUCAGCACUAGUUGGUUGAGGCAAAGUCAUAGAGCCUGGGGUCAGAUACAAUGCCGCAGGUCUUAGCCUCACUCUUUGGAAUUGAGUUGAAUCCGUCUUUUGCAAGGAUAUUCACGUUAUGGGCCAGGUUGAUCACUGCAGAGGUCAGGUUCUGCGAGAAGUUGAAGCCAUACUGUAAUAUUUUCACGCCAAUGGAAGUAAUGUAAGAGAUUGUUCCUCCUAUAUGCUUUAGGAAUAUAUUUAUUUGAUUAUACCUGUAAAGAGAUUUUGUGUUUUAACAUUCUUUGUAAUUUGACAGGUUAUGCUCUGAUUAUUACCAAUAAAGAUCUUGUCAACAUUUAAAGGCUGUGUGUUCUGUCUUGUUC